GAAAUCUGCAUCAACCCUGCAUUGCUCAGCCCUGCUGCAGAUUUUGAUCGCUACCAAGCCUAGCAUGCUGGCCUAUCCCAAAAUACCCCUAAGGCCAAACAUGAUGCUCGAAUCUAUUCACAUGAAGUUUGCUUGCUGCGACCCGAAUGUCCUUAUAAUAUUUCCAAGCACUGUUCUUCUAAUUGAAUCCGUGAUAUCAGUUCCGUCCAGCGGCAUCCACUGAUUCGAACCAUGCUCAACAAUCGACUUGAACGUUAUAUCCACCUGGUUAUGAUGGCAUCCCUCGCUAUUGUAUCUAUCGCGCUUACUAGCAUCAUACUCAAGGCAACAUUCUCAAGGGAGAACUCCCAGUAUUUGCUCUCGAAAACACGCACUCUAGGGUGGAAUAAAAACUUCACAUUUAUGGGCGAUGACUUUCCUGAGUCCCUGGUGCCUGACGUGGGCAAAGUGAGACUUGUGGUGGAGGAAAGUGUGCGAUUUGCGCUAGAUCGCCCAGAGUCGAAGACCGAAUGGCUUUCCACUUCUCCCCCGGGAACUGGACACGUAGCGCUGGGUCCAGAGAACCGAGCUUUCUUCGUCGCCAUGUUCCAUCAGCUUCACUGUCUCAGACUCUUCCAAACGGCUCUCGUUGGUCAUAAUGAUGAAGAGCAUACCCACCACUGUCUUAAUUAUCUGAGACAAUGGAUACUUUGCCAAGCAGAUCUCACACUAGAGGCAGGAGAUUUUACCACACGAGACUUCGAACAACACCGUGUUGGUGCCACACACGUCUGCAGAGACUGGGGUGAGAUAUAUGACAGCGUCGCUGUCAAUUGGAAAGACAGUCAACUUGCUGCCAUUCGCAAUUCUACUGCAUGAGUGGACAAAUAUCACCCCUUUGAGCAGAACUAUCGUAGUAGCGCAGGUCACCCACCCCCAACUCGCGGUUGUUCAUUUCGUAUUCUAUCCCUGCUGUAUAAAUAUCACAUGCGUGGAAU
Molecule: messenger RNA, 977 nt
Organism: Suillus clintonianus
Lineage: Eukaryota; Fungi; Basidiomycota; Agaricomycetes; Boletales; Suillaceae
Exons: 3
Coding region: 232-858 (208 amino acids)
Biological process (GO): mycotoxin biosynthetic process
Source: RefSeq, a predicted model, not a curated record